Molecule: messenger RNA, 1386 nt
Organism: Prorocentrum cordatum
Lineage: Eukaryota; Dinophyceae; Prorocentrales; Prorocentraceae
Source: the annotation of a GenBank genome assembly
AUGCUGCAGAAACUCAGCGAAGGCACGAGGGCAGGCUACGAGGGAGGAUGGCGGCUCUGGGUAGCUGUGCGCCAGGCGCAGGGGCUUAGCCCUUGGCUCCCAGGACGCGAUCGCGAGGAGCGCCUGGCCGACGAGGAGGCGCUCAUCAACUUCGCCGUCCUCCUAGCGCGGGUCGUUGGGAGGACCGAGGGGACCAUCAAGCAGAAGCUCUUCGCGGUGCGCUACGCCCACCUGGUGGCCGGCUACUCGGAUCCACUGCUCCACAGGGGUCGCCUUUGGAGCACCCUGGCAAGGCUAAAACGCUGGCAGGGGCCCGAGACCAAGCGGAAGAAGCCCGUCACGCCAGCCAUGCUCGAGUGGCUCCGCGGCUUCCUCCAGCAAGAAGCCAAGCUCCCCGAGGAGGAUGCGGUGGUCAUCUGGGCGGCCAUUGUGACAGCGUUCUUCUUCCUCCUGAGGGCUUCAGAGUACCUCCUCCAGGACGGGCGCUCGUGGUCCUUCGAGCGCGUGCUGCACGGGGAGGACGUAGAGCCCAGGAAGGACGGGAAGCGGGUGCCCAGCUUCCAGGACGCCGACGAGAUGGUGAUCUACAUCAAGGGCAGCAAGACGGACCAGCUCAACGUCGGGACGGUGAGGAACCACUACCGCGCCGGCACGACGCUCUGCCCGAUCGCGGCGAUGGAGCGGCUCCAGGCUCACCAUCCCCAGCGGAUAAAAGGGCACCGAGGAACGGCUGCCCCUUUUCCGCUGGGCGUGCAGCACUUUCUGACGGUCGCGGGGCUGGCCGCCGGCCUCUCUAGAGAGGAAAUCGGCAGCCAUUCCCUGAGGAUCGGCGGGGCGACCGCAAUGUACCACGUGACCGAGGACCUCUCCCGGGUGCGCCAGUUCGGGCGCUGGCAGUCGGACGCGUUCCACGGCUACCUGUGGGAGUCGCACGAGCCGAUGAAGGGCAUCUCCGGCAAGAUGGCCAGGGACACCUCCUCGCUGACCAACCCGGCGAAGGACAGCGGCACACCCACCCGUGCCUUCGGCACUGGCCAAUACCUCAGCGCGGGCGUACGCGCACAGGCCCGCGCCCGAGCGCCGGGGCGGGGAGCCGGGAGAUCUGGAGGCCGCGGCGCGGACGGGGGUGCCAAGCACCGGCCUGUGCCGAGCGCCAGCGAUGGCAUCUUCGGGCCUUGGCCCGAGGCCAGCGCCGCCUGCCGUGGCGACCUCGAAACUCUGGCUGUCGGGGUGGCGCCGGCAGCUGGAGCUGCCACGGAGCAGGCGCCCGUCCCGAGGGCCGAGGCAGCAAUCCUGCGCGGUGCCUGGCGGCUGGCCUCAGAGGCCGACAUGGCCUACUUGCUUGACCGCCUGGGCGCGGGCGCCCCCAAGGCAGUUCGUUGGUGA